AUGGAACCGAUACUCGGUUCGAAAUACUUACUUCUUAUUGGUUAUAAGAAGUAUUUUUUGAGGCGAGGCUAAAAAGAGGCUUGGAGCGCAUUGCAAGUUAAUAGCUUGCUUUUGAUUGGGUAUUUCAGUAGCUGGGAGAAAGGUUGACAUAUAGUGCUUGCUGUUAUUGGAUAGUCUUGCCAGGACAGCGAGGCGUGGAAUUCACUGGAGAGUUGCCCGUCAACAAGGCAGACAGAGGCACAUUGUGUCAUGGCUUACUAGUAAAAUCUUACCGAAUACAGCAAUAUUUUAUUUUUCCUCUUCUAUACGCUUAGGAUAAUAGGAUGUUUUAAUGGUGCUUAAUAUGCGGCUGACGUUUUAAACAUGGAUUGAGCUAAAAGGCCAUGCCAUGUGGUAGGAAAGGACAUUUUAAAAGAGAAGGAAAUAUCAUUGCAAAACUGUUUUGCUGAGUGACCUGCAACGUGUACAGUGGAAAACAACGAAGAACAUUUAAAUUAACUUGUAACCCGGAAGCAAACAGAGGGCAAACUUUCUCAAAGUGUCUGUGUGGCACUUAAUGGGCAUGGGCUGUGAGGUUUCAUGAAGAUGUUGACUGAAAGUAUGGAAAACGCAAUGUCGUAUCCUUAUAUUAUGUAGCUGAAAUCUGUAAUAGUAUUCGAAAGGAAAUAGAGGGCAGUCAGGCAAAUUGGUGCUUAUCAGGCCCUUAUUUGCAAUUUCAGUAAUUAAUAAAUUGUUCCUAGAGAGGCUCACUCCAGGCAUAGAUUCAAUCAUCAUGCCCCCCAAAAAGCCAUUUAGUAACAAGCAGAAGAAAAAACAGCUACAGGACAAAAGAGAGCGAAAGAGAGGGCCAUCAGAGCAAGGCAGGGCUGAAUCGAACAGUCGAAGUGGUAGCAAAGAGCGUUGGGAGGAAAACACAGAUACUUCAGACAGUGAGAGCCUCAGACCCCAAAACAGACAAGUUAAUCAACAGCCCCAGAUAUUUAAACCAGGAGAGAAAAAUUAUGAUCCAAACAGAUAUAGACUCUAUUUUGGAAAAGAGUGCAAAGAGGAAAUUGAACGAAGGAAGAAAAUAGCUCGGGAGAAAAUCCUUGAGCCAGUUCCAGAGUCUGAACUGGAAGUUCACAUAGAUCAAAUCUACAGACCAGGCUCAGUGCUGGACUUUCCUAAGCGACCAGCUUGGACUUAUGAGAUGAGCAAGGAGGCUGUGCAGUCCCGUGAAGAAAGAGCUUUUAAGGAAUACCUGCAGAAGAUUUAUGAAAAUCAUGACCCACAAGAACUUAGUUACUUUGAUCACAAUUUAGAGACAUGGCGUCAACUGUGGAGAGUUUUAGAGAUGUCCGAUAUAAUCCUGUUAAUAACAGACAUUAGACAUCCAGUUCUGCAUUUUUCUCCUGCCCUUUAUGACUACGUGACCCAGGAAUUGGAAAGAUCUAUUGUCCUGGUUCUUAAUAAAACAGAUUUAGCACCUCCAUCACUGGUGGUAGCCUGGAAGCAUUACUUUCAAGCCAAGUUCCCUAAGGUUCAUGUGGUGUGCUUCACUUCAUACCCCCGGCAUCCUGAGGAGGAACAGGACCCCUCUGCAGUAUUUAAGAAACGCAGGAGGAAACGUAGGGUGUGGAGCUCAGCCCUGGGACCCAGUCAGCUUCUGCGAGCCUGUGAGGUUAUCACAGCUGGAAAAGUUGACCUGACAAGCUGGAGAGAGAAAAUAGAGAGAGACUCUGCAGUGUUGUGUAAUCCUGCCAGUGAGGAGGGGGCACAGGAUGAAGAGACUGAUGAGUUGAAUGCUGUUGUCUCCCAUCAAAUCACAGAUGCAGAACUGGGGGCUCCUAGCUGUGAGCUCUAUAAAGACGGAGUACUAAGCAUCGGCUGUGUAGGGUUCCCUAAUGUGGGUAAAUCAUCAUUAAUUAAUGGGCUGGUUGGCAAGAAGAUUGUAAGUGUCUCCCGAACUCCAGGACACACCAAAUACUUUCAGACAUAUUACCUUACACCUACGGUGCGGCUUUGUGACUGUCCUGGACUGAUCUUUCCAUCACUGAUAGACCGGCAACAGCAGAUCCUUGCUGGCAUAUACCCAAUUGCUCAGAUUCAGGAACCGUAUACCUCUGUUGGUUACCUUUCCUGUCGUAUACCUGUUCCUCAGCUGCUUAAAUUACUCCAGCCAAGUGGGGGAGAGGAAGGCUGGACAGCAUGGAACAUCUGUGAAGCCUGGGCAGAUAAACGUGGCUACAAGACGGCAAAGGCCUCUCGCAGUGACACAUACCGCGGUGCUAACAGUCUUCUGCGUCUUGCUGUGGAUGGGCGUCUGUGCUUGUGCAUGAGACCACCAGGAUACUCUCUGCAAAAAGAGGCCUGGCAAAAGCAUCCUGAGACCAAAGAAAUGACUGUCCAUUCCCAGGCCCAAGGUCAGGCUACAAAUGAUCCUUCAUCUGGCCGAGAAGAGGAAGAGGAGGAGAUCUCCAGCUCGGGUGAAGAAGAAGAUGAACAAGAUCGUGAUGCUGAUGAAGAGGAGGAUGCAGAAGAGACCCCCACACAGUCUCAGCAUAAAAGGGGCAGCAAAAGCAAAAUAACUGACAUCAACCCUUAUGAGUUGCUUGGUGAAGAUGAGUGUUAAGAUGAGUAAGGUCAGUGAAGUUUGAGUAUAGUGGUAGCAGACCCAGCUAAGCUGGAAGGCCCAGUUGUGUAAGGGACUCUGGUGUGUAAUAUCAGUAUAAUUGUGCACAAAAGGUCAUUUUGCUAAAGGUUGUGGAGGCUAUAAUAAUAAUAUUCUGUUGUGGGUCCAACGUCCUUGUGGUUCUCCCACUGGGUGAGGUUAGGGGGUAGCUUUUAAAAUAUAGUGUUAAUAUGAAGUUGGGUCGCCCUCCAAGCCUCAUUUUCUGCCUCAUCUCAGUAGCCUAGGAAUCCGCUCAGUUCCACUGUGACUUUAUAUUGGAGAAUAGCUUAACAAAUAGGGUGAUAUUUUUGUAUAAUAGAAUAUUUCCUUACUUCAUUCAGACCUCUUUCACACAUGGACUGCAAACAAGUGAGCCAGGUCUGAGUAAGUCCAUCUAAUAGUCUGCUCAUUUAAUGAAGAAUACAUCCAUUUACUUUGAGACUGUGAAGGAUCAGACAUAGAUGGAUACUGCACAUUUGAGACAUAGACGGAUAACACACACGUGCAGCACAAUCCUUUCUUUUCUCAGCAAAAUUAAAGUGUCUCAUUCUUCAGCUUUCUCAGAUCAGAAUCAGUUGUGUGAAAGUCUUUUUGGUGGGAAAGUGGCCACAAAAGGCUCAGUGUAAACAAAUAGCUAGUAUUCUACAAGAAUAAUACAUUUGUAUGGUUACUUUGAAGUUUAUAAAAGUUUCUCUGUGAAUUUUAGCAGUGAAUGAGUUGAUUUUGAGGACAGAAUCCCGCUAAUGUGUGCCCUUUGUUGAUUUUGGCUUGACCGGGUCUUUUUUUUUUUUUUCUUUUUUUUUUUUUGCUUUAACUCCAAAUAUGUAAUGGAAUUUGUUGGAAUACUGUGCGGGAUUCAAUUAAUAAGAUUGCAGUGAAGAAUAAAGAAUGUAUAUUGCAGUGCCUCUGCCAUGCCUAUAAACUCUUCUCUAUAUCUGACAAUAGUACUACAUAACCAUGGGCCAUUCAUUCCCUUUAAAGGUCCAAUAAACACAAAGGACCUGUGGAUUAUGUAUAUAUAAAUCAUUGUUCCCAUGGUCUGACCACCUUGCUGUCUAGUAUAUGGUAAUGUAUGGAGCUGAUUGAGGCCCAUUUAGGCUGAUUGGAAGUAAUGGCAGGAGGUUAAAGGGUUACAGUGAAUCUGGAAAAUUGACCUUGUAAAUGAGCAAAAAUGGUUCUUCACAUAAUAAAGCACACUCCUUUUGAUGAAAUAUUCUGUUGUUCCCUGGAUAUUCAGCUUUGAAUCACCAUUAUAUUAGGUGUCCCAGUUGGAACUACACUUAAUUCUUUCAGUAAAGCAGAAGCAGGUGCUUAUCCAUGGGCAAUGAGCUGAUAUAAAGUGGCAAAGAGCUUGCUUAACUAUAAGAAGUGUGUGCCAUUCCUGUUAUCACACUUGACUCCCAUUCCUUAUCAGAGCCAUAUCUAAUAUGUAUUUUUUUCUGACAAUCUCUUGAAUCAUUACAUUGAACGUUACUGCUGGGCAUCUUCUAUAUUUUGUAUUUUACUUGAGGCAUGAACUGGGAAUACUGUGGGUACAAAUUUAGGGACCAGCCAGCAUCUGUACAAAGUAUUAUUGUUGCGUUGUCUCAAUUCUCAGUAUUCCAAGUAUUUUUCUGUGAUUUCCUUAUGAAAGAUGUUUAUUUGCUGAAUUUGUGACAACAAAAUUGGCCUACAUUCCAUUUUGAAAGAAUGGGGCAAUGCAGUAUGAGCACUAGCUGUCUCUUUUCCUCAUCUUUUCCUUACCUAAACUUCUAGCUCAGCCAUGUUAGUACCAGCCUACACUUCUAAUUUGCAUCAGAUGUCUAUUUUGCUGUAUACAUAAUAAAUGCAAAUCUAUUUACUGA
Xenopus laevis (African clawed frog) is the source of this 4494-nucleotide messenger RNA. It is a transcript of the gene gnl1.L, whose product is annotated as G protein nucleolar 1 (putative) L homeolog. The transcript is spliced from 12 exons. Bases 773 to 2611 code for a protein of 612 amino acids. The record is from RefSeq and is a predicted model, not a curated record. NCBI's taxonomy places the organism in Eukaryota, Metazoa, Chordata, Amphibia, Anura, Pipidae. Gene Ontology annotation, molecular function: GTPase activity; GTP binding.